AUGCAGUCACUUGCGCCAUCUAAAAGACUUCUAACAAUUCACCACAUUGAAUUUUAUGUCUCAAAUGCUUUGCAGAAAAUAUCAAUAAAAAAGAAUCAUUGUAAUAUAUAUUUCAAUAUUAUUAAGGCGUCAUAUUGGUACUGCAUGAAUUUUGGUUUUCGAAGAUUUGCUAUAAAAGAAAAUGAACAGUGGCGCAGCAUAGCCAUUCGUAAUGGGAAUAUUGUAUUCAUAUUUACAACAUGCAAAGAAUACGAUGAAGAUUUUGUUAAACAUAUAGCAACACAUGGGGAUUCCAUUAAAAAUAUUGCAUUUGUUGUUGAUGACAUCAACGCUACUGUUGAGCAAAUUGUGGGAGCAGGUGGAUUCUUAGAAAAACCGGUUGAGAUCAUUUCUGAUGAAUAUGGUUCCAUUAAAGUUACAAUGAUUGAUUCGCCGGAAUGUGAUGUGAGUCAUAGUUUGCUUGAUCCAAAAACAUACAACGGAUUCUUCCUACCGAAGUUCGAAUCAUUUGGUGACAGCAGUGAACUACUUGAGACACUGUAUGAUUAUUGUAAAGAUUUUCAAAAGAAGCUUUGUUUUAUCACAAUCUUUAACUUAAAAUGCUCAGAAAAUUUAAUGCCUAAUUUUAGGCAAGAAAUAUCGAUAACUUCCAUAGAUCACUUUGUAAUGGGUUUUCCAAUGAACUCCUCGCAUUCUGCUUCUGCAUUUUAUCAUCGAAUCUUCGAUUUACAGGAAAUAUGGUCAGCUGAUGGAUCGAUCUUCAAUUCAAAUUCAUCAGCUAUGAAAAUUUCAUUGCUGGCAAAUAAUACAAAAACAAUUCAAAUAGGUCUUGUUGAACCAAUACCAAAAACUUUGCGUGUACGCAGUCAAAUCCAAGAAUUUCUGGAUUAUAACAGCGGUGCAGGAGUGCAACAUGUUGCAUUUUUGGUUGAAGAUAUAACUGAAACUGCUGAACGUAUGAAGUAUCGCGGUGUAAAAUUCGUCGAUAUACCUUAUGAAUAUUAUGAGGAUUUGCAAGAACGACUUGCAAAUUCUUCAGUAAAAAUCACUGAAAGUUUUGAAAAGGGUUUUGGCGAUGGAAAUGUGAAGGCAUUGUAUAGUGCAGUGGAAAAAAGUCAAGAAAAGCGUGGAACACUUAUUAAAGAACUCUGA
Molecule: messenger RNA, 1152 nt
Organism: Thelazia callipaeda (thelaziosis nematode)
Lineage: Eukaryota; Metazoa; Nematoda; Chromadorea; Rhabditida; Thelaziidae
Source: the annotation of a GenBank genome assembly